Molecule: messenger RNA, 4035 nt
Organism: Falco peregrinus (peregrine falcon)
Lineage: Eukaryota; Metazoa; Chordata; Aves; Falconiformes; Falconidae
Product: patatin-like phospholipase domain-containing protein 6
Biological process (GO): phosphatidylcholine metabolic process
Cellular component (GO): endoplasmic reticulum
Molecular function (GO): phosphatidylcholine lysophospholipase A1 activity
Source: RefSeq, a predicted model, not a curated record
AGGACCAGGGUUGGGGGGGGGCAGCUCCCGGCGGGGCUCUGUGUCAUCUGCUGUCCCCAUCCUUUGUCCCCACAGGGUGCUUGGGUCACUUUGAGAAGCCGCUGUUCCUGGAGCUGUGCAAGCACAUGGUUUUCCAGCAGUGCCAACAGGGCGACUACGUUUUCCGUCCCGGCCAACCCGACACCAGCAUCUAUGUGGUGCAGGACGGCAAGUUGGAGCUCUUCCUCACCGAACCGGAUGGGAAGGAGACGGUGAUGAAGGAGGUGUUCCCCGGGGACAGCGUGCACAGUCUGCUCAGCAUCCUGGAUGUCAUCACGGGUCACCAGCGACCAUACCGCACCGUGUGUGCGCGAGCCGCAGAGGAUUCCACCAUCCUGCGGUUGCCCGUCGAAGCUUUCUCUGCUGUCUUUGAGAAGUACCCCGAAAGUUUGGUGCGGGUGGUGCAGAUCAUCAUGGUGCGCCUGCAGCGCGUCACCUUCUUGGCGUUGCACAACUACCUUGGGUUGACCAACGAGCUCUUCAGCCACGACAUGCAACCGCUGCGCCUCUUCCCCCAACCCGGCCACACCGCCCGCACCAGCCCCGUCCGCCACGGCAAGCGGGGGCUCGGUGGUCCCGAUGAGGGCAGGGACCCAGGUGAGAGUGGGGAUGGGGGUGCCGGGACCCCUCCCCCCCCCCCAGUGCCGCCACGGGGGGCUCAGGGGGGUCUCAUCCUGCAGCUUGAGGGGCUGAAAGCGGGAGGUCCUGAGAGCCCCGCGCCACCGCCGCCGCUGAGUCGCUGCAUCUCCAUGCCUGUGGACAUCUCCGGCCUCCAGAAGGGUCCCCGCUCUGACUUCGACAUGGCCUACGAGCGCGGCCGCAUCUCGGUGUCGCUGCAGGAGGACAGCACCGCCGCCUUGGCCGCCUUCUCCCGGUCCGUCUCCCACGAGCCCAAGGAGCGCAAGUCGGUGACGGUGGAGGAGCAGCCGUCAGGGGUGCACCACUACGACUGCGAGGACGAGGUGGCACCUGGGGACUGUCCCUUCGGUCCCUACCAGGGCCGCCAGAGCAGCGCCCUCUUCGAGGCCGCCAAGCGGGAGCUGGUCAAGCUCAUGAAGGUGGAGGACCCUUCUCUCCUCAACAACCGUGUCUUGCUCCAUCACGCCAAAGCUGGGACGGUCAUUGCCCGUCAAGGGGACCAGGACGUGAGCCUCCACUUCGUGCUGUGGGGCUGCCUCCACGUCUACCAGCGGAUGAUCGACAAGGCGGAGGAUGUCUGCCUCUUCCUGACGCAGCCUGGCGAGAUGGUGGGACAGCUGGCAGUCCUCACUGGCGAGCCCCUCAUCUUCACCAUCAAGGCAAACCGCGACUGCACCUUCCUCAAGAUCUCCAAAUCCGACUUCUACGAGAUCAUGCGGGAGCAGCCUAGCGUGGUGCUGAGCGUCGCCCACACCGUGGCUGCCCGUAUGUCACCCUUCGUGCGCCAGAUGGACUUUGCCAUCGACUGGAUGGCGGUGGAAGCUGGCCGGGCGCUCUACAGGCAGGGUGACAAGUCGGACUGCACCUACAUCGCGCUCAACGGGCGCCUGCGCUCAGUCAUCCAGAAGGGCAGCGGCAAGAAGGAGCUCAUCGGGGAGUACGGCCGCGGGGACCUCAUCGGCGUGGUAGAAGCCCUCACCCGGCAGCCCCGUGCCACCACCGUCCACGCGGUGCGGGACACAGAGCUGGCCAAGCUGCCUGAGGGCACCUUGAACAACAUCAAACGCAGAUACCCCCAGGUUGUCACCCGCCUCAUCCACCUCCUGAGCCAGAAGAUCUUGGGGAACCUUCAGCAGCUCCGUGGGCCCUUUGCGAGCUCUGGCUUGGGCAUGGCCUCCAGCUCUGAGCCCACCAACCCCACCAGCAACCUGUCAACAGUGGCGGUGCUGCCGGUGUGCGACGACGUGCCCACAGCUGCCUUCACGCUGGAACUCAAGCACGCACUCAAUGCCAUUGGUCCCACGCUGCUCCUCACCAGUGACAUCAUCCGGGCCCGUCUCGGCUCCUCGGCGCUGGACAGCAUCCAGGAGUACCGGCUGUCCGGCUGGUUGGCGCAGCAGGAGGACAUCCACCGCAUUGUCCUCUACCAAACCGACUGUACCCUCACGCCGUGGACCGUUCGCUGCAUCCGUCAAGCCGACUGCAUCCUCAUCGUAGGGUUGGGCGACCAAGAGCCGGCGCUGGGUGAGCUGGAGCAGAUGCUGGAGAACACAGCGGUGCGCGCGCUGAAGCAGCUGGUUCUCCUGCACCGCGAGGACGGUCCCAGUCCCUCCCGCACCGUGGAGUGGCUCAACAUGCGCAGCUGGUGCUCAGGUCACCUCCACAUCAGGUGUCCCCGGCGUGUCUUCUCCCGCCGUAGCCCCACCAAACUGCGGGAGAUGUACGAGAAGGUGUUUGAGAAGAGCGCAGACCGGCACAGCGACUUCUCCCGCUUGGCGCGGGUCCUCACCGGCAACACCAUCGCCCUCGUCCUGGGGGGCGGCGGAGCCAGGGGCUGCUCCCACAUUGGGGUGAUCAAGGCGAUGGAGGAGUCUGGGAUCCCCAUCGACAUGGUGGGCGGCACCUCCAUCGGCGCCUUCAUUGGGGCACUCUACGCCGAGGAGCGCAGCGCUGUGCGCACCAAGCAGCGGGCGCGGGAGUGGGCCAAGUGCAUGAAUUCAGUGUUCGAGACUGUCCUGGACCUCACCUACCCCAUCACCUCCAUGUUUUCGGGCUCAGCCUUCAACGCCAGCAUCAACAAGGUGUUCCAGGACAAGCAGAUAGAGGACCUGUGGCUGCCCUACUUCAAUGUCACGACAGACAUCACGGCCUCGGCCAUGCGGGUGCACACGGAUGGCAGCCUUUGGCGUUACGUCCGAGCCAGUGCCUCUUAUACCCCCUACCUGCCUCCGCUCUGCGACCCCAAGGACAGCCACUGGCUUGUGGACGGCUGCUAUGUUAACAAUGUCCCAGGCUCGCUCUGGCGGUACGUGCGAGCCAGCAUGACCCUUUCUGGGUACCUACCGCCACUCUGCGACCCCAAGGAUGGCAACUUACUGAUGGACGGUGGUUACAUCAACAACCUGCCAGCCGACAUCGCCCGCAACAUGGGUGCCAAGACAGUGAUCGCUAUCGACGUGGGCAGCCAGGAUGAGACGGACCUGUGCAACUACGGGGACAGCCUGUCUGGGUGGUGGCUUCUCUGGAAACGUCUCAACCCCUGGGCUGAAAAAGUCAAGGUGCCCGACAUGGCCGAGAUCCAGUCCCGCCUGGCCUACGUGUCCUGUGUGCGGCAGCUGGAGGUGGUGAAGUCCAGCUCCUACUGCGAGUACAUCCGUCCCCCCAUCGACCGCUUCAAGACCAUGGAUUUUGGGAAGUUCGACGAGAUCUAUGACGUGGGGUACCAGCAUGGCAAGGUGGUCUUUGACGGCUGGAGUCGGGGCGACGUCAUUGAGGAGAUGGUGAAGGACCGGCGUGCGGCUGACUUCUACGAGAGCAAACGCAUGGACGUGCUAACGUGUCCCAGCGCCGGCUUCACCGACCUGGCGGAGAUCGUGUCCCGCAUCGAGCCCGCCAAGCCCUACUUGUCCGACGGCUACGCGGAUGAGGAGUCCGACUACCUCACGGAGUACGAGGAUGAGGGGCCGGAGCCAGCGCGGGGCGAGGAAGACGCGUUUGCCCCUUCCGAGUGGGCCAGCACCAGCGCCUUGGAGGCUGAAGAGGAGAAGCCCCUGCGGCACCGCCCACGCCAAGCCCGGGACCCCUCGGCCCCCCACACCUGACCCCACCACCAAAGGAGCCCGAGUGCUGUCGCUACCUCCGCACCCCAGGACAUCCCCCCACCGUGACCCCCAUUUCCACAGCACUUUCCCCCUCGUCCUGGCUUGUCCCUGUCACUAUCCCUGAGCCAGGGCAAGGCGGGGGGCUCCAGAGACCCCCAUGUCCCACCCUCUUGCACUGUUGCACUGGCCCAAAUCCCCCCUCCAAGGCCUGGGGAGGAGGGGAUGUGACUGCUGUAUAUUUUCUUUUUUUUUUUUU